GUUCAUGUUCCUAGACGAACAAGUUAUUCCGACGUAAUCACUUCCUCAGGGAACUCGCGAAACGAAGGCAAAAGCCAUCGCGAGAGUCUCGGAAUUUCCUCUUUGAACGGAACCUGCUUCCAAGAUGUCUCUGGUCAUUCCUGAGAAGUUCCAGCACAUUCUUCGUGUUCUCAACACGAACAUUGAUGGUAGGAGGAAGAUUGCCUUCGCCAUCACAGCCAUCAAGGGUGUUGGCAGGCGAUAUGCCCAUGUUGUCCUGAGGAAGGCUGAUAUCGACCUCAGCAAGAGGGCUGGAGAACUUACUGAUGAUGAGGUUGAGAGGGUGGUGACAAUUAUGCAGAAUCCUCGCCAAUACAAAAUCCCUGACUGGUUUCUCAACAGACAGAAGGACGUAAAGGAUGGCAAGUACAGCCAGGUCCUUGCUAACGGUCUGGACAACAAGCUGAGAGAGGAUCUUGAGAGGCUGAAGAAGAUAAGGGCUCACCGUGGACUCAGGCACUUCUGGGGUCUGCGUGUGCGUGGCCAGCACACGAAGACCACCGGUCGUCGUGGUCGCACUGUUGGUGUGUCCAAGAAGAAGUAAAGUCUCCCUGCUCCCCAUGUGUCAAUAAAUGCACAGUUCAUAUUUGA
Oncorhynchus kisutch (coho salmon) is the source of this 630-nucleotide messenger RNA. RefSeq names its product 40S ribosomal protein S18. Lineage: Eukaryota; Metazoa; Chordata; Actinopteri; Salmoniformes; Salmonidae. Gene Ontology annotation, molecular function: RNA binding; structural constituent of ribosome. Bases 125 to 583 code for a protein of 152 amino acids. The record is from RefSeq and is a predicted model, not a curated record. Gene Ontology annotation, cellular component: ribosome; small ribosomal subunit; cytosol. The transcript has 6 exons. Gene Ontology annotation, biological process: translation.